UUUUGGCUCACUCAAGUUUUUGGGUGACUUAAUUCUCUAUUCCCCCCCCACCCCACCCCACCCUGGGUGUCCCUCCCUCCCUCUGACUGCUGCUGGUCAGCAAGUCCAGCCCAUUCCCACCCACCUCCCCAAGAAGAAACUUCCCACAGAUGGGAGCAGCUGGAGCAUCUGGAAGAGAAGAACAUUAGAAAGCUGCAGAGAAAGACGAAGGCACCAAACCUGGAUCGCCAAAUUAGAGCCAUGAAAUUUUACCUCUUACUCUUCUUGGCGGUUCUAAACGGUGGCAUCUCAACGUAUCGACCCGGGACGCUUGUGCCCUGCAAAAUGAGAAAUCUGGAGGCAUUUUGUCAGAGCGCGGGGCUUCGCCGGGUGCCUCCAGAGCUUCACCCAGACGUCUCCAAAAUCGACCUCUCUGGAAAUAAGAUUCAAAAUAUCACCGAGAGACCCCUGACCUUCUACACUUCUCUCCGACAUUUAGAUGUCAGUUCCAACCUGAUCGGAUUCGUCGAGCCUGGGAUCUUUGCGGAGAUGAAGAAGCUGGAGGACCUCAACUUGGCCAACAACCAGCUCUAUCUGUUGGCUCAGGAAGAUCUGUGGGUUGGGUUACUACCCCAAAUCAGGAAACUCGAUUUGUCUCGCAACAGUCUCUACACUGGCAUGGCGGAACACUUCAUUCACGACGCACCUUCGCUACGAUAUCUGUCCUUGGCGGAGAACAGCAUUAUACACAUCUCCCAAAGCAUGUUCCAGGGUUCUCCAGAGCUGGUUGAAGUCAACUUGCACAACAACAUGAUUAUGGAGAUAGAAGAAGGCGCUUUCGAGGGCCUGGCGCAUCUCUCCAAGCUGAAUCUCUCCAUGAACUCCCUCACUUGCAUCGUUGACUUCAACCUCAAGCAGUUGGACCUUCUGGAUCUCAGUCGGAACAGCAUCGAGUCCUUCCACUCCACCCAAUCGGAGGAGGACUUCAACUUGAUUUGGCUUGACCUGAGUGAGAACAAGCUCCUUCGUUUCCCGGUUCUCCCCCAAGGAAAUAAACUGGCUUAUUUGAACCUAACCAAGAACAUAAUGCAGUUUGUCAUGGUGGAAUCCCAUAGCGACGUAGACUAUCAGUGGGAGGAUGGUCCUCAAUAUUCCAACAAUUCCCAUCCUCCUUACUUGCCUGCCCUGUUAUCCUUGGACCUCAGUUACAAUGAGAUCCAAUCCAUCCCAAGCCAAUUCUUUGACUCCAUGUUUUCCCUCCAAUUCCUUAAUUUAAGCAAAAACUGCCUGCAGAUUUUCAAGACCAGCCACCCGCUGGCCUCGUUGUCCAUUCUUGAUAUUAGCUGCAACUCUUUGAAGGACCUUCAGUUGGACGCCAGCACCCUGAGUGGUUUGCAGGAGUUCCACCUCCAAGACAACCACCUUCAGGAGCUGCAUUCAGAUAUCUUCCAACGUCUCCCACAUCUCCAGUGGCUCGAUCUGAGGAACAACAGGAUCAGCCUCUGUGACUCGCACUCAGGACCAGGAAGGCACCGAUUGUCACCCAAGGUUCCUCCCGGCUGUGUCUCGUUUGCCCACGUCCCCGAACUUCAGUAUUUGUAUCUUUCUGCCAAUCGUUUGAAGACCCUGCCCAUCUUCAGCUUCUUCAGGACUAACCUCAGGAUACUGGAUGUCUCCAUGAAUUGGGGGCUUCAGAUCGAAGCCAAAUCGUUGGUGGGCUUGGAAUUUUCGCUGGAAUAUUUGGAUUUACACGGGAACGGACUGACCACGCUGAACGUGGACUUCCCCCUUUUCCGUCACCUCAGGUAUCUCAAUUUAUCGGACAAUCAGCUUAGCUGGUUGCCCACUUGGUCAGAAGAUUGCUGUGUCCUUGAAAUCUUAGAUCUUCACAACAACAGCUUCAACAGCUUGAAAAAUAGCCAGAUCCCAGCCUUGGAGAAAAACCUACGGAAUCUCUACCUGGUAGGGAACCCGCUCAGUUGUUGCGGGAACAUCUGGCUCUCUCAGAUGAUCCAUAAAGCUGUGGUGGAGAUCCCAGAUCUAGACCUGGUCAAGUGUCAGUUUGCCCGGAGUUUGGGCUUUGAGGAAGAAGAGGUCCACGUGAGUCACGUUAGGCCUGAAGACUGCGAGAGAGAGGACAUCAAGAAAAUGAGCGUCUUGAUUUUGCUGGCGUUCCUGCUGGUUCUCUCGCUGAUCGUCAUCGGAGUGGGUUUGGUCUGUUGUUAUCGGAGACACUUAUUUGGGCGCCAUUAUAAAGUGUAGACCGAGAGGUGUAGGCCUCGUACAGUUGUGUUUCCAUCUCGGGAAGCCGGACAAUACCCUGGAGGGGAUUCAAUUCCUCCGGGGAGUUUUCAAAAGGCUGUGAAAAUUUGGAGGAUGGGAUUGUGAUUCUAUUCUCACAUCCAAGUCAUCAUUCAGGGAGGAUGCUGGUGAGAAACCAUGAGGCCAAGAUCUUACGGAUCUAGAAGAGGGCUUCCCAAGCGGGGCACCUUUAAGAAGAAGAACUUUUAGGUUCUUCUCAAAGAACUCAAGAAGUAGUUUUGAAGAAGAGAUUGGACAACCGUUUGCCUGAGACGGUCUAGGGUCUCCUGCUUGAGCAGGAGGUUGGAUUAGAAGACCUCAAAAGUCCCUUCCAACUAUUACUAC
This is a messenger RNA of Crotalus tigris (Tiger rattlesnake), 2625 nucleotides long. It is a transcript of the gene LRRC32, whose product is annotated as leucine rich repeat containing 32. Lineage: Eukaryota; Metazoa; Chordata; Lepidosauria; Squamata; Viperidae. The transcript has 3 exons. The record is from RefSeq and is a predicted model, not a curated record. Gene Ontology annotation, molecular function: protein binding. Bases 241 to 2241 code for a protein of 666 amino acids. Gene Ontology annotation, cellular component: extracellular matrix.